Messenger RNA from Salarias fasciatus (jewelled blenny), 3778 nucleotides. Its product is annotated as serine/threonine-protein kinase tousled-like 1-B. The record is from RefSeq and is a predicted model, not a curated record. Gene Ontology annotation, biological process: intracellular signal transduction; peptidyl-serine phosphorylation; chromosome segregation. Lineage: Eukaryota; Metazoa; Chordata; Actinopteri; Blenniiformes; Blenniidae. The coding region runs from base 336 to 2618 and encodes 760 amino acids. Gene Ontology annotation, molecular function: protein serine/threonine kinase activity; ATP binding. The transcript is spliced from 22 exons. Gene Ontology annotation, cellular component: nucleus.
CGCCUACCACUACCAGAAUCAAAGCUCCGCUCGCGAGCUGGAUGCUGACAGGCGCGCGCUGCGGUCAUCAUGCAAAGGUUACAUCGUAUCCGUUUCAGCCGCCAGUCUCCGCUGCAGCCGCUCCUCCGCGAGACCCGCGCGGCUCGCGACGUGCGACCCGGCGCGUGAAGCCACGCAAACAAACAAACAAACAAAGAAACGACAACGGCUCGGACUCUCAAGCGGCGCGGAUCGACCCCGCGGGGCAGGUGUCACACGAUGAAGGCUCGUCCGGGACUUCCGCGGUGGGCGGUGAGGGUUAGCGCGCUGGCUCCUCUCGGCGGUAAAGUGGCUUCAUGAGUGUCCAAAGUAACAGUGGAAGUGGUGGAAGUUUGGAGGCGACGCCAUCUUGGUCGCAGCGCUCCUCGUCCCCAACGACUCCUCAACAACACAUAACGGCGACCGCGAAGAGCAAGGAAGGCCCCAUGGAGGAGCUGCACAGCCUGGACCCCCGGAGGCAGGAGCUGCUGGAAGCCCGGUUCACCGGCGCCGUCAGCGGCAACACGGCAGGCAGCACCGGGAGCACCAGCGGCGGCGCUAAGGGUCUGGCCAACGAGUCCUCUAAUCACAGCUACGGCAGCCUGGGCUCGUCGAGUGACAAAGAGUCGGAGAGCUCUGAUCUGAAGAGAGGGAGCUCCCCUGCCUACUCAACCCCAGAGAAGAAGCAUUCUGAGUCGUCCAGAGGGAGGAAGAGGAAAGCUGACACCUAUUCAGAGAGUAGUCAAGGAAAAACUUCGACACGUGGACCGAAGAUAAGCGACUACUUCGAUUUCCAGGGUGGGAACGGUUCCAGUCCCGUCCGAGGCCUCCCGACGGCCCGCCGAUCUCCGCAGAACUCUCACUCCGGCCCCGGCUCAAUUAUCCGGCAGAACAGCUCCUCUCCCACCAGUCUGUUAUUCGGGGAUCCCAACCCCAAAGCCUCCUCCAGCAAAUGUGUCCAGACGGAACUGACGGGCCUGAAACUCGCCGCCCUGGAGAGCAAUAAGAGUCUGGACCUGGAGAAGAAAGAAGGACGCAUUGAUGACCUGCUCAGGGCAAACUGUGACCUGCGGAGGCAAAUCGACGAGCAGCAGAAGCUCCUGGAGAAAUACAAGGAGAGACUCAACAAGUGCAUCACCAUGAGCAAGAAGCUGCUCAUAGAGAAGAGCACACAGGAGAAGCAGUCCUGCCGUGAAAAGAGCAUGCAGGACCGCCUCCGCCUCGGCCACUUCACCACCGUCCGCCACGGAGCGUCCUACACCGAGCAGUGGACUGACGGAUACGCAUUCCAGAACCUGAUCAAGCAGCAGGAAGGCAUCAACCAGCAGAGAGAGGACAUCGAGCGCCAGAGGAAGCUGCUGGCCAAGAGGAAGCCUCCCAACCCCGCCUCCCCCUCGCUGUCAGUGGCCUCCACCUCCGAACCCAAGCAGCGCAAAACCAAGGUGGUCAACGGAAACGACUCGGACCCCUUCCUCAAGCCGUCUCUGCCCCAGCUGCUGACCCUCGCCGAGUAUCACGAGCAGGAGGAGAUCUUCAAGCUUCGCCUUGGACACCUGAAAAAGGAGGAGGCGGAGAUCCAAGCCGAGCUGGAGCGGCUGGAGCGGGUGAGGAACCUUCACAUCAGAGAGCUGAAGAGGAUCAACAACGAGGACAGCUCCGCGUUUAAAGACCACCCCACUCUGAACGAGCGCUACCUCCUGCUGCACCUGCUGGGCAGAGGCGGCUUCAGUGAAGUGUACAAGGCUUUCGACCUGUUUGAGCAGCGCUAUGCAGCUGUUAAAAUCCACCAGCUCAACAAGAACUGGAGAGAGGAGAAAAAAGAAAACUACCACAAGCACGCCUGCAGGGAGUACCGGAUACACAAGCAGCUGGACCAUCCCAGAAUAGUCAAACUCUACGACUACUUUUCUCUGGAUACUGACACGUUCUGUACGGUGCUGGAGUUUUGUGAAGGAAAUGACCUGGACUUCUACCUGAAGCAAAACAAGCUGAUGUCGGAGAAGGAGGCUCGCUCCAUCGUCAUGCAGAUCGUCAGCGCCCUGCGCUACCUCAACGAAAUCAAACCUCCCAUCAUUCAUUACGACCUCAAGCCCGGUAACAUCUUGCUGGUGGACGGCACCGCGUGCGGAGAAAUCAAAAUCACUGACUUCGGCCUGUCCAAGAUAAUGGACGACGAUAACUACGGCGUGGACGGGAUGGACCUCACGUCUCAGGGAGCGGGGACCUACUGGUACCUUCCUCCAGAGUGCUUCGUGGUGGGAAAGGAGCCUCCCAAGAUCUCCAACAAGGUGGACGUCUGGUCCGUGGGAGUCAUCUUUUUCCAGUGCCUCUACGGACGCAAGCCGUUUGGUCACAAUCAGUCGCAGCAGGACAUCCUCCAGGAAAACACCAUCCUCAAAGCCACAGAGGUCCAGUUCCCCGCAAAGCCGCAGGCCAGCACGGAGGCCAAGGCGUUCAUCCGGCGCUGUCUGGCCUACCGGAAGGAGGACAGGUUCGACGUUCACCAGCUGUGCUCGGACUCCUACCUCCUCCCUCACAUGAGGCGCUCCAACUCGUCCGGCUCGCUGCAGCCUUCGGCCUCGGCGCUGCCGGCCUACUGACCGGCGGACCGGCAGCCGGAGCACCGGGCCACAGGAGCAUGGACGCCCAUUCUUCUUUCUUUAGUUUGUCUCCCGAAGCGGUUGGAUGCGUUCGCAGCCGAACAGAAUAAAAGAGGGAGAAGCCUCGACUGGCUCGGCUCGGAGGAAGGAUGGGAAGGCAUGGGUGCAGAGAAAAGAAGCUUCCGGAUGUGCUUUUGGACUGAAUCACCCUGUUCGGAGACUUUACCGCAGCGCAGGACCCCCUGGACGGCCUGUCCAGGCCCGCCUCUCGUAGCCCCACCUUUAUCCACGUGAACAGGCUCGGCGGCGGACGAGGGCCGUCCUGACAGCGAGGUCUGUUGACGACCUGAAGUGAGACGGCAGCGAGCGGGGGUGCAGCGGCCUGAAUCCACCGCUGAAGCCUGGCCUUCCCCUCACUCCUGAUCUGCUCUCCUCCACUUUUUAAACCACUUGGUUUAAAACAAGAGAAACAAAAUCCAGAUGGAAUUUCUGGGGUUGGUUUGCACUUCUGAUCCAGAUCUCGUUCAGGCGGUCCCAGAUCCAGCAUGAAGAACCAGAGUGGACUCGUCCUCGCUCCGCCGCCGUCGCCUCGUCUCUCCAGAUCUUUCUUAGGUCUCAAAGCAAUUCAGGUCUCCAGAACGGGGAUCUUCAGUCUGUCUUAAUCCACUGUCAGUUUGGUUCAGGGUGCGGAGAAGAGGACUUUGACUAGUAGAAGCUUGAUCGGCUGUUACUGUAGUGCAGACGCCUCCUCCGCCGCAGGAUUCGUUCUAGUUUAUGUGCAGGAGACAUUACGACGUUAGCAAAUAUAUAAUGAGGCUUUUCCUGCUUCUGUCUCUGAUUCAUUUGUGUGAAAGCUGCUCCGUCUGCUGCUAUAAGUGUUGCUUUUAGUUUAUGAGCGAUUCUCCCCUCGCCUCUGAGCUUCUGUUUUCCUGACACCUGCUGUGCUGCUCCAGGAAAUGCAACUCAUCCUCCUUUCAGCCCUUCUGUCUUUUUUUUUUUUUUUUUUUAAAAAGCUUUAUUUGUUUGUGGAAAAAGUCUAACAGAUCUAAGGCCGGGCGGCGUCCCGUACCGGUCUGCCUGCCAGGAGUGGGUUCCUGCACCCAGACGUCAAAAUGCUAAAUCCUCAUGUUGUCAUCCUGUAAAUAAACCUCUUACCUGUA